Rhododendron vialii is the source of this 590-nucleotide messenger RNA. Its product is annotated as early nodulin-93-like. The record is from RefSeq and is a predicted model, not a curated record. NCBI's taxonomy places the organism in Eukaryota, Viridiplantae, Streptophyta, Magnoliopsida, Ericales, Ericaceae. The transcript has 5 exons. The coding region runs from base 1 to 309 and encodes 102 amino acids.
AUGGUCGACGCUAACAGUUUGCUUAUUUGCAGUUCUUCUCCUGGGAAGGGAGAAGACAGAAUCAAGCUUUAUCCCUUGGAUGAGGGAGUUCGUGCAGGAGUAAAGGUAGUUUCCAUUGCAUGCGUUGCUACUGUUGUGCCUACAUUGGUUGCUGUACGUGUACUUCCUUGGGCGAAGGCAAACCUCAACUAUACUGCUCAGGCACUCAUCAUAUCUGCUGCGUCCAUUGCUGCAUACUUCAUUACAGCUGACAAAACAAUCCUGGAAUGUGCGAGGAGGAAUACACACUAUAAUGACAAAUCAGCCUGAGGUUCUGAAUCCAACAUGCAAUGCUAAAAGAUUUACUCUUCUCCUUUCAUGGUAGAUGUUGCUGCUGCUAUCGGUGCUGUUUCUUAUAUAAAUUUGUUCUACGUACCGACGUAGUUUUGUACCGAGACCGAGUGGUUCUCCUCUUGGCUCAGGUUUUCUGUUCAAUUAUUUUGCACAGUGCUGCAGCAAUGUGUGGAUCUGAGUAGCACAUUUUGUCACUUUCUUUCUACGUUAAUGUAAACAGUCGUCCGUUGUCUCAUUAAAUGUAUUUCCUUUCCUAG